UGCCGCAGACGCCUUUAACAAUAUUCACUUUAAUCAUUUUUUAACCCGCAUUCUAAGUCGAUGUAAACAAACCACUGAUAGACGUCAAAAAAGCGAGGUUAUGCUCGCCCGUGCAAAACCUUAUUGAUUGAUUCUUGGUUGCGUUGCGGAGUUGCGGUAACGAAUUUGUUAUUUUAAUUCUGGUAUUGAACAACUUGUUUGUACUCAGGUUUGGAUCAUUAAUAAUAAAAAUGAAAAUUGAAGAAGUUAAAAGUACUGUGAAAACUCAGCGGGUCGCUGCUCACAGUCAUGUAAAAGGACUGGGAUUAGAUGAAAAUGGUAUACCAAUUCAAAUGGCCGCAGGUUUGGUCGGUCAAAAGAAUGCCCGAGAAGCAGCAGGUGUCGUGGUGGACUUGAUUAAAACGAAAAAAAUGUCUGGAAGGGCACUGUUGCUAGCGGGUCCGCCUGGAACCGGCAAAACAGCCAUUGCACUAGCUAUAGCUCAGGAAUUGGGUAAUAAAGUUCCAUUUUGUCCCAUGGUUGGUUCCGAAGUUUUUAGCAGCGAAAUAAAAAAAACAGAAGUGCUAAUGGAAAAUUUUCGCCGAUCUAUUGGAUUAAGAAUUCGUGAAACUAAAGAAGUGUAUGAAGGAGAAGUUACUGAGUUGACCCCUGUUGAAACAGAAAAUCCUAUGGGAGGUUAUGGUAAAACAAUAAGUAAUGUAGUUAUUGGAUUGAAAACUGCAAAAGGAACCAAACAGCUAAAGCUAGAUCCAAGUAUAUAUGAAUCAUUACAAAAGGAAAAAGUUGAUGUUGGUGAUGUGAUUUAUAUUGAAGCCAAUAGCGGCGCAGUAAAAAGACAAGGACGAAGCGACACGUUUGCUACUGAAUUUGAUUUGGAAACGGAGGAAUAUGUUCCCCUUCCUAAAGGAGAAGUUCAUAAGAAGAAAGAAGUUAUUCAGGAUGUUACUCUUCAUGAUUUAGAUGUGGCAAAUGCUCGUCCACAAGGUGGUCAAGAUGUAUUGUCUAUGGUUGGGCAAAUUAUGAAACCGAAGAAAACAGAAAUCACAGAUAAAUUGCGCAUGGAGAUUAACAAAGUUGUCAAUAAGUAUAUUGAUCAGGGUAUCGCAGAACUCGUACCUGGAGUUUUGUUUAUCGAUGAAGUUCAUAUGCUUGAUUUGGAAUGUUUUACAUAUCUUCACAAAUCUCUCGAAUCCGCUAUUGCCCCAAUUGUGAUUUUUGCUACUAAUCGUGGCCGAUGCGCUAUUCGUGGUACCGAUAAUAUUGUUUCUCCACAUGGUGUCCCUUUGGACUUGUUAGAUAGAUUACUUAUUGUACGCACUGCUCCAUACAACCUUUCGGAAAUAGAACAAAUUCUUAGAUUACGAGCGCAAACGGAAGGUCUAAGCAUUGAAGACGCAGGCAUUCAGGCACUCAGUGAAAUUGGUGCUAACACCACUUUGCGUUAUGCUGUUCAGCUGAUGACGCCAGCUCAUCAGACGUGUAAAGUUAACGGACGCUCACAAAUAACCAAGGAUGACAUUAUGGACGUUAAUUCACUGUUUUUGGAUGCAAAACGAUCAGCAAAAUAUUUGCAGGAGGAAAAUGCCAAGUAUAUGAUGUGAAUUUUAUACAAUAAAUGCAACAAAUAAUAAUGUAACAA
Messenger RNA from Sabethes cyaneus, 1639 nucleotides. It is a transcript of the gene pont, whose product is annotated as ruvB-like helicase 1. Gene Ontology annotation, molecular function: ATP hydrolysis activity; DNA helicase activity; ATP binding. The record is from RefSeq and is a predicted model, not a curated record. The coding region runs from base 231 to 1601 and encodes 456 amino acids. Lineage: Eukaryota; Metazoa; Arthropoda; Insecta; Diptera; Culicidae. Gene Ontology annotation, cellular component: NuA4 histone acetyltransferase complex; Swr1 complex; R2TP complex. The transcript has 2 exons. Gene Ontology annotation, biological process: regulation of transcription by RNA polymerase II; chromatin remodeling; box C/D snoRNP assembly.